UGGAUAAAAAUUAACUCUUGCGGGAACGGUAUUGAUCUUCCAUUUCACUUUUUUUCCUAAUAUGACGCUGACUGGGAAUAGAACUUCGAAUCCAAGUCGAAUUCAAAGCAUUCACGGAGGAUCAUAUCAUCGUGUAGCCCCCCUUUUUUUGCUUACAAGAUCUCUCAGCUUUCCUCCGUCUUCGGUCUCCUCAGAUUCUCAACCCAUCUUCGAUCGAUUCCGGUCCCAUUUUUAGGGUUGAUUACAAUUACAAUAGGAGGGGUUGAUUCUUCUUCAAUUUCCAGGCUUCCAUCUUAGCUCAUUAUUUUCAGCCCCUGUUUUCCGAUCGUAGAUAGAUAAUGUGAAAGAUCCGAUCUUUCAUCGAGCGAUUGAACAGAAGAUGUCAAGAAGGGGAAUUGGGACUAUCAGUUUUGAUUGGCAGAAUGUCAAUCUUCUAGGACGCGAAUACCGAUUCGGCAGGAUCAUAGAUUCAUAUUCAGUGGCCUGCGAAGCUUUUUCCGAACAUCUGUUUCUCUGAUCCUUAUUUUCCUUCCCAGUUCCCUUUUUUCUUGCUUGAUUCUUUGAAAAGUUUGAGUUUUCCUUUAUAGUUCAGAUGGAUUUGGGGGCAUCGGGGUUUGUUUUUCCUUUGAAAACUAACAGAAAGAUGGAAACUUCUGAUGACGACGUUGCUGAAGUAUCUUCGGACAAUCGAUACGUUCGGUAUAAUGAAAUCUUGGGAAGAGGAGCAUUUAAGAUUGUCUAUAAAGCGUUCGAUGAAAUGGAAGGAAUUGAGGUUGCUUGGAACCAAGUCAGUAUUGAUGAGGCAAUGCAGUCAUGUGCAAAUAUGGAGAGGUUAUAUUCUGAGGUUCACCUGUUGAGGACAUUGAAACAUGAGAACAUCAUAAAGUCACUUGACUCCUGGGUUGAUGAUCAGAACAAAACAAUUAAUAUUAUCACAGAGUUAUUCACUUCUGGAAGCUUGAGGCAAUAUCGAAGGAAACAUAAGGCUGCUGACAUAAAGGCCAUCAAGAAUUGGGCUAGGCAAAUUCUUAAAGGCUUAAAUUAUCUCCACAGUCACAACCCACCUAUCAUUCAUAGAGACCUCAAGUGUGAUAAUAUAUUCAUCAAUGGGAAUCAUGGUGAAGUUAAAAUAGGAGAUCUAGGAUUGGCUACAAUAAUGCAACAACCUACUGCAAAAAGUGUUAUUGGAACUCCUGAGUUCAUGGCACCUGAGCUUUAUGAUGAAGAGUACAAUGAACUUGUUGACAUUUAUUCAUUUGGUAUGUGCUUGUUAGAGCUCAUAACACUUGAAUAUCCCUACAGUGAGUGCAGAAAUCAAGCACAAAUCUAUAAAAAGGUUACUUCGGGUAUAAAACCUGCAGCUUUGGAUAAAAUUGUGGAUCCUGAAUUAAGGCAGUUCAUAAAGAAGUGCUUGGUACCAGCAUCUGAACGUUUAAGCGCUUCACAGCUUUUGAAAGAUCCAUUUCUUUCAUGCGCCACUACUAGUUCAAAGGAACCCCUGCCCGACGUCAUGCAGAACUCAAAUGUAAUGUCGAAGUCUGACACUCUCUCAAUGGAAAUAGACCCCACCUCUAGAAAGUUAUCCAAUGUUGCUUAUGUAGAAAGCAUGACUGAAAUUCCCCAAACUUCCGAGCUUCUAAGAUAUAAUGGGAAAAACGAGUUUCAGUUGAUAGGGGAGAAAAAUGAUAAAAGUUCCAUUUCCUUCCGUCUGCGCAUUACUGACAAUAAUGGUAAAGUGAGGAAUAUCCAUUUCAUGUUUUACCUUGAUCACGACACUACUGUCUCAAUUGUUGAGGAGAUGGUUGAACAACUUGAGUUGCCAAAUGAAGAUGUGGCCUUAAUAGCCGAUAUGAUUGAUUGCUUAGCUUCAAAAAUUGUACCAAGUUGGAAACCCUCAUCAGGAACUGGCCAAGAAUCUACUGAGCAGCAGCGUAUCUUUUCUCAUGCACCGUCAGAAGGAGGGAAUAAUAUUAACAAUAUUGAAGAGUUAUUCAAGGUGAAGUUAUCUUCUUUAUAUGAUGAUGGAGUAUCAACCACACUUAGUGAGCAUAAAAAAUACUUAACAUCGAUCUCCUCAACUGGGUCAUGGGAUGCCAUAUCUAAUGAUAUGAAUGGUGUGUGUGUUUCCUCGCUCUCUGUAGCUGACAUGGAUGAUGGUAAAGAACAAUGUUAUGAUCUAAAGAUGGAGAUUGAUGCCAUUGACAUGCAUUAUCAUCAAUGCUGUCGAGAACUUAUGCGGAUGAGGGAGGAGGCAAUUGAAAGUGCUAAACGGAAAUGGAUCGCAAAAAAGAUUUGUGCCACUUGAUAUGAUGCCUUCAUUCGUACUAGAGUUUGUGUAGUUUGUGUUACUUCUGUUGGUUUUCUUUCUACCAAAAGGAGGAAAUAUUUUUGCUUCCUCCUGAUUAUACAAAUUGUUGUGUUUUAUUUUCGCCUACCGCCCCGUGCCUCCCAGAUUUGUUUAAAAAAAUAUAGAGUAUAUACUUGUUUUUGCCAUUAUUGACAAUUGGCAGUUAGUUUUUUCAAGAGAAUGAGGAUGUUCUCUCAAACUAUAUUUAAUUGUAUGUGUACAUAAAUAAACAUUUUCAAGUUUUCACUUCAAAUAAUUUGUAUUUUGUAUGGAAACCGUUUCUCA
This is a messenger RNA of Cuscuta epithymum, 2632 nucleotides long. The record is from the annotation of a GenBank genome assembly. NCBI's taxonomy places the organism in Eukaryota, Viridiplantae, Streptophyta, Magnoliopsida, Solanales, Convolvulaceae.